AUGGCGAGACCACAUAGCGACGUUUCUCGCGCCGAUGAUCACGCUUUUUGCGAUUAUUUCGGUGGUGUUGAGUGCGAUGCAAGUCGUGCUUGCUGCGCAGAGUUUGGAGAAGGCAUCUGUGUUUGGGAGUACCUCGUUUUGGUUUUCUGUGGUAGUGUUGGUUCUAGUGGCUCUUAUUACGGGGUUUUUUCUGGUGACGGUAGUGUUUAUGGGUGUUAA
Messenger RNA from Glarea lozoyensis ATCC 20868, 219 nucleotides. RefSeq lists its product as uncharacterized. Bases 1 to 219 code for a protein of 72 amino acids. The record is from RefSeq and is a predicted model, not a curated record. The transcript has a single exon. Lineage: Eukaryota; Fungi; Ascomycota; Leotiomycetes; Helotiales; Helotiaceae.